Molecule: messenger RNA, 342 nt
Organism: Meloidogyne enterolobii
Lineage: Eukaryota; Metazoa; Nematoda; Chromadorea; Rhabditida; Meloidogynidae
Source: the annotation of a GenBank genome assembly
AUGAACCAAAACGAUUGUAAAGACAAUGUUAUAAAAUAUUAUGAAGAUAUUCUUUGUAUAAAGUCUCCAGGAAAUAUAAGCACAUGCUCAGGAGACAGUGGUGGAGGUUUGAUUAGCCAGUUUAUAGAUUCACGAGGUAUAAGGCGAUGGUUUCUUCUUGGUGUAACGUCAAUGGGUCCAAAUUGUAGUAUAAUAAUAUCACAAAAUAAAGAGAAAAAUAUUUUGAUGGACACAAAUGCUUUUUAUCAUCGAAAUGCAAUUGAUAAAAUUAUAGGAACUGAAGAAAGUGACCGAAAGAAUUGGGAAAGUCUAAUUGGCUUUCAUACUUUAGAAUUUUGUUAA